AUUACCAUCGACAUGGUCAUGAUUAAACUCCGGGACUAUAUUAACAAGAGAAGAUUUAGAAAGAAAAGCAAGAUAUGAUAGCAUACGCAAAUGUUCUGCUUUUGUUUGUACUUUGGACACAUGUACACCGUGUGUUGACCCAGAGCUACCCAAUCAUCUACCCCAGCCAGAGUAUUGAGGUGGAGGAGGGCCAGAACCUAGAGGUCAGGUGUAGCAUUGGCAGCACAGAGGGUCCACCUAAAGCCCUGUACUGGAGGGGUGUGUGGAAGUCUGAAGAGGAGAUCCAUCAACAAUGGACAGAUAACUUCACAAGAACACUGGUCAUCAGGAAUAUCACAGGAAAAGAUGCUGGCAUCUACCAAUGUUUCUACAACAGCUCCACAGUACAGACAAAGAAAGGCCUAUCCAUCCGAGUUAUCUCAAAGUUGGCCACAGGUGCUCGGUGUCAUAGUAAAGAGUUUCUGUGUGAGACCAGUAAAAACUGUAUAUCUAUGGAAAAACGCUGCAACAAACAGGAAGACUGUAUAGAUGGAUCAGAUGAAAGGAACUGUCAGUAUGCUAAAUGCCUGGACAUGUUUAUUUGUCAGAACCAGCAAUGUAUUAAUAAGACAUUGGUCUGUGACAGUCUACAUAUCAAUCACUGUGGGGAUUGGUCAGAUGAAUAUUGUCUCAUCACAGAUUAUCAGUUCCCCAAAACAGAAGUGAUUAAUGCCACCACAAACCAGCCCAGUGAUGAAACCCAGAUGUCAUGGCUCAAGACGACUGUGUACGCAGUGAUUGGUUGUACUGUCGGCACCGUUUUGUUGAUUUCAGUAAUCGUUAUCAUUGUCUUUAGAUUCAGGAUGAAGAGUUCACUCCGAAGCACAGAGAGGGCACUCCGACGAUAUCAUAUGACGGUGAAUAGUCGAUCACAGCAGGACAAUAAUCAGAAUUCAAUAGAAAUGGACCCUUUCUUAUCUUCAUCAGCCACAUAUGGAAACAUCAUUGUAAAUGUGAAUAAUGGGGUACAAUAUAUUCCUAGGAGUGACUUCUCGCCUAUUGGAGUGCCGCCAUCUUAUUCUGAUGUUGAGAGGGAGAUGAAUAUUAAUAGAGGAUCUCCCCCUCCCACAUACAGUACAAUUGAUAGAAACCCUCCCAGGGAAGUCAUAAAUUUCAAUAAUUACAUUAUCCAUGACUCUUCCAUAGCCAGUGCAUGUGCCACUUGCUUGCCAUCUUUGUCUCGUGAUUCUUCCAUUUUAUCAGAAUCAGAACUUUGUGUACAACAAGCUAGACCUGUGAAUAAUUUGUGUAGUGAUCAGCAGACAAGAGUUACAUCUAACACCUGCAGUGUGUCAGUACAGACAACUAAUGAUGACCCUGAGGCUGGUGAUGGACAGAGGACAGCCCUGUCCUGUCGAUGCCAGUCUCUCUCUGUACAGAAUGGAGAAAUUGUGUUAAGAGAUUCAAAUGCUUCCAUGGAAAAUCAAGAAUCCAGUCAGUCACAAACUCCUCACACGGACUGUUCAUCUUGUGUUAGGGUAUGUCAGUUGGGUGUCCAGGAUGGUGCUAUUGUAUUGACCAGUCAAAAUCUAAACAGUGACCCAAUAAAUGGAACAUUUGAGGAAGGCCAGUCCAAUGAAAAUCUGAGGCAGGAGGAUAACAGGAAUGAUAUGGUCCUGGUUCCUCCAGAGUCUGCUCCUGCCCUGAUACAAGUGGAAGGAGGAGAGAUAGUACUGAGAGAGAGCAACCCACCAACAGUAGACCCAACAUCACAGCAAACAGAAGGGGCAACCCACCAACAAUAAACCCAACAUCAUCACAGCAAACAGAAGGAGCAAUGCACCAACAAUAAACUCAACAUCAUCUCAGAAAACAGAAGGAGCAACCCACCAACAGUAAAUCCAACAUCAUCACAGCAAACAGAAGGAGCAACCCACCAACAAUAAACCCAACAUCAUCACAGCAAACAGAAGGAGCAACCCAGCAACAGUAAACCCAACAUCAUCAAAACAAACAGAAGGAGCAAUCCAGCAACAGUAAACCCAACAUCUCAACCAACAGAAAGAGCAACCCACCAACAAUAAACCCAGCACCAUCACAACAAACAGAAAGAGCAACCAACCAACAAUAAACCCAUCAUCACAACAAAGAGAGGGAGCAACCCACCAACAAUAAACCCAACAUCAUCACAACAAACAGAAGGAGCAACCCACCAACAAUAAACCCAACAUCAUCACAACAAACAGAAGGAGCAACCACCAACAAUAAACCCAUCAUCACAAUAAACAGAAGGAGCAACCUAGCAACAAAAAUUGCAACAUAAUCACAACAAACAGAGGAAGCAACCUUCCACAUAUAACUGCCAAACAAUGAAGCACCCCACCAGCAAAAUUUGCAACAUUAUCACAACACACAGAGGGAGCAACCCACCACCAUAACUGCAAAAAAGAGAAGCAAUCAACCUACAAUAACUGCAACAUCAUUGCAACAAACAGAGAGAGCAACUUUUGACAAUAACUAUAACAUCAUCAAAACAAAGAAAGGAGAGAGGGGACAACCCAGAUACAAAAAUUACAAAAUCAUCACAAUAAAGAGAAGAAACAACCCACAGACAAAUAACAGCAACAUCUCAGAGCAGAGGGAGUAACGCACUGACAAUAACAGCAACAUCUCACAACAGAGGGAGUAACCCACUGACAAUAACAGCAACACCUCACAACAGAGGGAGUAACCCACUGACAAUAACUCAAUGACAAUAACUGCAACAUCUCACAACGUAGGGAAUAACCCACUGACAAUAACUGCAACAUCUCAUAUCGUAGGGAGUAUCCCACUGUCACAAUAACUGCAACAUCUCACAGCAGAGGGAGUAACCCAUAAACACUAACUGCAACAUCUCACAGCCAACAGAUGGAAGCAAGUAUUCCAACUCUGCAUUUUAAUGUUCAGUGGUCUAUUAAUAGAUAAUUAAUGUGUCUCCUUAAAAUACUUCAUGUCUGAAAUGUUAAAUGAGGUAAAAAAUGUAUUAAAUUUAAAGUGGGCUAAAAGUGAAAAUAAGAAUUUUAA
This is a messenger RNA of Saccostrea echinata, 3045 nucleotides long. RefSeq lists its product as uncharacterized. Gene Ontology annotation, molecular function: protein binding. The transcript has 5 exons. Bases 75 to 1784 code for a protein of 569 amino acids. Gene Ontology annotation, cellular component: plasma membrane. Lineage: Eukaryota; Metazoa; Mollusca; Bivalvia; Ostreida; Ostreidae. The record is from RefSeq and is a predicted model, not a curated record.